CUUGUGGGCAAAAAGCCACUAACAGGAUGACGGCAAUGCUGCGGCUGCCGCAGGGCAAAGUCGGAUUACGUCUGAGCAGCAGAUAAACAGAUUAUUCCUAAAACAGAGUGGACUUUUUUUAACCUCACUUGUGCCUCCGUCCUCUCAGCAGACCAAAGACUGUCCCUUCGUCUGCAUCCCACAUUACAUGAGGACGUUUUGAGCCACAGUGGUCCUCCGUGUGAAACAGAGCUAGAGAACACACACAGCUGCCAGACCCUUUCAAUUCAGAUCUGUCCCACAAUGCUUUGGACCUUUGGACUGUUGCUGUUCCUCGCUUGGCAUGUCAAAGGAAGGAGCGCUGGACUCGAUGUGAACUUGGAGCUGAAGAAGGAGGUGGCGGCGGUUCUCACUGAUCGCGAAGCGGUGUUACGCGGGUUGACCCCGUCCACCAAAACUGUGGCGUUUGACCUGUUGAAACGUCGAUCAAAGAGGUCUGUGUUUCUUCACUCUGGGGUGAGAAUCUGUCCUCGGGAGAGCAUUGGCGAGGUUCUGGCCAGUUUUCAGGAGUACUACCGGCUCAGAGUGUGCCAGGAGGCUGUUUGGGAGGCCUACAGGAUCUUUUUGGACAGGAUUCCUGGGACCAUGGAGUACCAGAGAUGGGUUCAAGUGUGCCAGCAAGAGUCACUGUGUAUCUCCAACAUUGCCAGAAACUUCAGCGGCUCCGAGGAGCACCUGAACCUGAUCCGCAGGAGGAUGAAGCGCCUGAGAGACGAGAGUCUGCCAUCACGAGAUCAUGUGACUCACGCUGAUGUCAUUCCCAACGGUCCAGAAGUUCAGACCUCUACCAUAGUCCUGAACUUGUCGACUUCCCCUUCUAGCUCCACUCCUGGUGAUGAGUGGACCACCAAGGAUGAGGACUUGGACAUUCCUAACAUCGUCCCUGAAAGUCUGGCACAGCAGAUGGUGGAGUUUAGCAUCGACUUGGUAGAUCCAGGAUACCGAGAGCUGCUGGAUGACCCUGACUCGCCUCAGUACAUAGACCUGGCCCAUCACCUGCAGGACCAGAUGCAGCACGUUUUCGACAAACUUCCAGGAUUUCAAAGCAUCCGUGUGCUAAGGAUCAGCGAGACACAGGACGCCGGCGGGGUUGGCGGUAUAACGGUCUACUACUCCCUCGUCUUUGAAACGCCCUCCUCGAAAAUCAGCCCUGAGACAGCUGGAGCUGUUCCAACAGCGUCACCAGACUCCAAACUUUGGGAGAUGGUAAGAAAAGCUCUACGAGAGGACGCGUCUCUUCCGGUGGACUUAGAUUCUUUGAACUUUGACCCAGUGGCUGCCCUGCCGGCACGGACUUCGUCCUAUUCGACGGGCAUUGAUGGGGAGGACAGUGAACCAGACUCCCACAACGAAUUUGAAGUAUUCACUGAUGAUUCAGAGUUGGCGAAAGUCGUCCCUGCGCUGGCCCUCAGCCCCUCAGAGAAGGAGAAUGCCCUGGUCACAUUACUGGAUCCCUCGGAAGAGGACUUAAUGUUUGCAUCAGAAGCACAGGAUGCAUCCAACCAAGAAGAAGAGGAGCUGAUUAUUUCUCAUAAGAUUGAGAGCGUCCAUCAUACUGAAACUGGCGAACUCAUUCGAGACUACACGCCAAGCCCCCCUACCAUCGUGGAUGAAGACACUUUGGAUCAGCUGACAACCACCACACACACUUGGUCCAGGACUUCGCCUGCUGAUGACCAACCUUCAGACUCUGACUUCACCAUCACCACCACAGGCCAGAGGCCCACUGACUCCAUAGAGGUUGUCCAGCUGGAGACAGAAACGGAAAACAAAGAACCUAAAGGGUUAAAGCCACAAGGCUUGGCACUAGAAGAACAGUCAGAUGACAUGCUUGAACAAAAGGAAAAUGUUAAAAAGGCACCUGAGCAAAUAGAAGAAGCUACAGAGGAAGUAACAAAGAUGCAAGAGGCAGAAGGACAAACUGAGGCUUCACAUCCCGAUGAACAACACAUCAAACAUCAAAACCCUGGACCUGAUGCUUCAGAGGACACAAUACCUACAUCUCUCGAAGAACAAACAUUCACUGGUGUUUCAGAAGAACUCCUUCCUAAUGUUCAAGAAGAAACAUUGCCUGGUAUUUCAGAAGAACUCCUUCCUGAUGCUCUAGAGGAAAUCGGACCUGGUGUUUCAGAAGAACUCCUUCCUGAUACUCUAGAGGAAACAUUACCUGGUAUUUCAGAAGAACUCCUUCCUGAUGUUCAAGAGGAAAUCGUACCUGGUGUUUCAGAAGAACUCCUUCCUGAUGCUCUGGAGGAAACAUUACCUGGUGUUUCAGAAGAACUCCUUCCUGAUGUUCAAGAGGAAAUUGUACCUGGUGUUUCAGAAGAAGUCCUUCCUGAUGUUCAAGAGGAAACAUUACCUGAUGUUUCAGAAAAACACCAACCUGAUUUUCUCGAGGAAACAUCAGAAGAAUCAGUUGCUAAAGGUUCCAAAACAAUUGAGGAGAACAUGAUUGAUGUUACAGAACUACUUGAAGAAGUCGUCACUGUAGUUCCAAAGGAAGAAGUAGAAGUUGUUGAGGCAACAACUCUGGUGUCUCAAGCAGAAUCAGAGACCAAUGUAAAGGAAGUGAAUGAAACAGCAGAUGAAGUCGCCGUGGAAACAGAGAUAAACACGCCAGAUAUUAUUUCAAAAUAUAGCGAAGGUGGGCUAGAGGAACCAAAUCUAGGGGAUAAUUCACAAGAGUCCAUGCGAGUGGAUAUAUCUAAAAAGCGUUAUCCUGAGGACAUCUCUGAAGCAGAGGAAGACAUACUAGAUAUUCUUAAGGGAGAACCACAAGAAAUAGGUGGCAAUUCAGACUCAUUCGAAUCAUCAAAACCAGGAGACAUUGUGAUCAGCCAGUCUACACCAGAAGGUGUUCCAGAACCAGCAGCUGAAUCGAUUAAGGUCUUUUCCCACUUUGAGGCUGAAGAAGAUGAUCUUUUCAAGGAGAACACUGGUGAGGUUGUUCCGGAGAUCCCCCAAUAUGUCAGACCACAGGACAAUAUGCCUGUAACUCCCAACGCGGUUCGGCCAGACAAGGAAGUGGAAGGUAAACUGGAACAUCUGCUUAUUGAGGACUCUUCUGAUGGUGCGGACACUGACGCGACCAGAGAAUCACCUGAAACUUCCAACCCAGAAGAAGGGGGUGUCACAUUAGAGGAGACUGAAGAAGAACAUUUACGGCCAGGAGACACCUAUAUAAUAGCAGCACCGCCAGUGACAUCUGCUGCUGGACUCUCGUCUCAUGGCCCGACUGUAGACUUUGGACUUUUUGAGGUGGCAGAGGUACCUGGACAAAAUGAACCCUCUGUCACCGUUAUUGACGAAGACCUGAAAUCGUCUGAAAAGCAAACUAGCAGACCAACAGUAGCGGAUGAGGCUGUAAGGGACCUGGCGGAGGAACUGGACCAAGCUGACCCGAUAACCACAGAGUCACCAGAUGAGGGGAGCGGCUUUGUUGAGCCACACGCGUCAAUAAGUGUCACAGCCCCGCCCCCUGUUAAAUACCUGACCACUGCCACAAUGACGACAGCCAGCCAUGGUCGGGAGCUGGUAGUCUUCUUUAGCCUGCGUGUCACCAAUAUGGACUUCUCCAUGGACCUCUUUAACAAGACGUCAACGGAGUACAGGUCCCUGGAGAACACCUUUCUUAAUGUGCUGCUGCCGUACCUGCAGGCCAAUCUGACGGGCUUUAAAAACCUGGAGAUUCUGAACUUUCGCGAAGGCAGCGUGGUGGUCAACAGCCGCAUGAAGCUGGCCAAAUCAGUGCCCUACAACAUCACUGAGGCAGUUCACUGUGUCCUAGAGGAGUUCUGCUCAGCUGCCGCCAAACGCCUGCACAUACACAUUGACAGCCGCUCUCUGGACGUAGAACCAGCCGACCAGGCCGACCCAUGCAAGUUCCUGGCCUGCGACCCCUGGUCCCGCUGCAUACUCGACCGCCACUCCCUUGAGGCCCAAUGCCAGUGCAAGCCAGGCUUUCUGUCCGUGGACGGCCUUCCUUGUCAGAGCAUCUGCGAGCUGCAGCCUGACCGUUGUGGGCCUGCCACUGAAUGUCAUGUGGAUCCCGGACACGGCGCCGUGUGCAGAUCCAAAAGCAGCAAGCAGUUGGUGGGCGCUUCGGUUAUGUGAUGACCCCAGAAUGUAGGAGUCAGCUGAUCCACAAGACUUCUUCAUUUUUCACCGUGUUCUUUUGUCUCCCGCAGACAUCUAACUGAAACAAUCCUCAUCUCCAGUGAAGUCUCUUUUCUACCGCUUGUCAAAUCUUUUACAACGAACUGUUCUUCUCACGUUGUCCUCUGGAGGUGUUGCAGUCGUUUUGAGGCCAUUGUGUGUUUAAUGGUCAUUAGAGACGUGAAGGUUGUUCAACUGUCUGUCAAACGUCAAAAACUAAGUGAUCGUCAAGUGUGUUGUCAUUUUUGUCUUGUCUGCUAAGGAAACAAUUGCACACACAUUCAGGGACACAAGUCCAGGUGACACACCAGUGUGUUUAUUUACGAGAAAGGAGCAAGGACAUCAGAUGCGUGGAAGUGAAGCAUGGCGGCGUUCCUGUCACACAGCAUCUAUGUUUUCAAUUGACGUUGGCUAUCAGACUGAAACGUGAUGCAAACCGAGGACAGUGAGGUCAACUGCAAAGCGUCUCAUAAAGAUGACGUCCCCAUGCAUUAGCCGCGACAAGAAACACAUCCCCUGUGACGCUUACUGCUAAGCCACCCAAGUGGAAAGUUUCUUUACAAACAAACUGGUGUAGUCACGCUGUAGAAAAAAGAUCCAGUGUGCUUCCAGUUCAAAGAUGGCUCACCAGGUCACCUGACCUACUCUCACUCGGCACACAUAUCAAAACUAAUUAUGUGAACAUGCGUGAUUAAUUUUUCCCUGUUGAAAAAGAUCAUUCUGCACCAUAAAGCUUGCAGGGUGCUGCUUGGUAGUGUAGCCAACUGCUUGCUCAUACAGCUAGUUCCAUAGCAUCAACAUGCUAACGUUAGCAUUAUUUUGGCUGUUUUUUUGUUGUGUUAAUUAAUUUCAACAUUGCACUUCUGAGAAACUUACAUCACAAACUUGUUGAUCAUUAAAGAAAACAUUAAGUCAUUGAUCAUUAAUGAAAAAAAUUGAUUUAUCAUUAAUGAAAACAUGAAGUUAUUGAUCAUUAUUGAAUAUUGAUCAACCAAAACAGGAAUCAUUAGCAGCUUGGAAUUACAAAUAAAAUUAGGAAUGCUCGUUAACGUAAUGUCCAUGUCGACUUAAGGCCUUGUCAUCAUCUUAUUUCUCCACAUGAGGCGGAUGCCUGCCUGGCUCCGCCUCUCCCAGGAAGCAGAAGCCCACAAGAAAGAAGAAGGACAAGAAAGGGAAAGAAAACAUUCCCUGCGUUAGCUUGUUAGCUCGUUAGCCGGUCCCUUGGCUAGAGGCAGAGGGUGGGGCCUCACUUUAACAUGUUCUGCAACAUGGCUGUGGCAUAAGUGGGCCGCGCCUGCCGGCUCUCAAUGGCGCUGCGCAGGUACUGGAUCCCGCCGCAGCGUUCCCAGAUCUCCUCAAACUGGCGGGGCAGGAUCUCGGCCCCCCUCUUCCGGGAUAGACCCGUCUCGUCCAGGCUCAGCUCGCACAUCUCCAUGUCGUCUUUUCCUGGAAAACGACAAGUGUAUGACUUUUGCACCAACAUGAACGAGAAAGCAAGCCGGACUUACCUGCCACUAGCAGAAUGGGAAGCUUGUCGGGAUGCAGCUCCAUCUGCCGGGCGAUCCAGGGCCCGUCAAAAUGGGCGUACCACCAUCCCUUCUUCUUGCCCUGGGGAUCUUUGUACUGGUCACCUGGGCGAAUGAACGGAAUGCGGAAGAAACGCUGCUGCCGAUUCAUAGCCACCUCAUACUGGCGGGC
This is a messenger RNA of Nerophis ophidion (straightnose pipefish), 5892 nucleotides long. RefSeq names its product interphotoreceptor matrix proteoglycan 1-like. Lineage: Eukaryota; Metazoa; Chordata; Actinopteri; Syngnathiformes; Syngnathidae. The record is from RefSeq and is a predicted model, not a curated record. The transcript has 17 exons. Bases 283 to 4152 code for a protein of 1289 amino acids. Gene Ontology annotation, biological process: visual perception.